GAAGCACUUGCCUGUGUUAAGUUUGGUCAGGACCUGUUCUCCAAAAACCCAGGUUCUCUACGUCAUCUUAUGGCUCUUAUGUGUGAGCUUUUCUGAGUGCGACAACACCAGUGAUAAUGGUGACAAGGACGUCCAACAUCAUAAGUCUGAAAAGAAGUCUAAAGGUGGGAAAAAAAUGCAGAAAAAUGUGACGCAUGUAACUUAAUCUCCUUUUGUACUUUGUAUUGUGGUGAAAUGGGUUUAAUUUAUAAAUUCCACAGCAGUUAAUCUUUGCUGAAGUUUUCAGUUCGUGUGCUAAUCGUGGCAUUUUAUUGUUCUCAUGGGGGCAGGGAGAACAGCGCACUCCUCCAAGUGGAGGAGGACCAGUGAGAGAGCAAACAAGAGAUAAGAGCUGCAUUUAAGUUUCCCAUUCCUCAGCUCCCAGAGAAGCUUGUAGGAGUAGAAGGUGAAGAGGUUCAAUCUCUCAAGGAUGAGAGGGAAGCAAUUUAGACACUGACAUCACGUGAUGCCUGCACUUUGUUACAGUGUUAUUUCAUGAACUUACAGUAAAUGUUCUCUCCAAACAGCGUAUUGGCAUCCCGCACCUCUACCACCUGCUGCUCCUACUCUGUUAAUCAGGAUGUGUGUGAGAAAUAGUGUGUACACCAUAUAUGUAUUUGAUCAUGAUUUGAUUCCCCCUACUAGAGAUAGUGGGCACCUACCAUGUAAUUGGGGACCUAGUUACUUCUAGAAAACUACAUGUCUGAAAGCUGGAAUUGCUGUUACAUCUGCCUCUGGGUGACUGUGGGCCACUCUGGAUCUGUGUGUCAUCAGUGAUAUAUUCUUUGCAUCUGUUAUAGACACUUAAUACCCACUGGUUUGAAGGGAAUGUCUCUGUCCUCUAACUGACAAAUUAAGCUGGAAAGGGCUGUUGUCUGCAAGCUGUGAGCAGUUUGUAUUAGGGAACUAACUUCUGGUGGUAUUUAAUUUUAGACAUCAUAGAAAUGGGUUUUUCCUUUCAUGUAUUUGUGGAAUUUCAUAAAUAGGCAGCUAUGUAUAUUUCUGAGCUUCAGUCUUUGUACAGAUUAAGCACUUGAGACUGCUAGCUGCAGUAUUAUUAUGUACGUGAAAUGUCAUGGUAAUUGUUUGGAAUGCAAUGGUGAUCAUCUGGGGCAUCUUUCCCUGUAUGUCUCCACUGGCAUUCUCAUUGUUUUGCUGUAAGAAGCACAAUGAUACACUCCCGUUUCCUAUCAGGUGACAGCAUGUGUAGAAAACUUGUAAAAGAGGAAAAGAAUUGCUGUAACAGUGUGUUACCAGUUUGGUUUUCCCUCUAGUGAUCUAUGGUUUUGGCAGUUUCAGUGGCAGUGUAUAUUUGUGCAACAUUCAGGCCCUUAUGAGGGCCUUUUGAAUCAAAGCAAAUUAAUUUUGAAAGCCAGUUUCAGAAGUAUUUACUGAGAAGCCAGAAUCUGCAUUGAAUGUAAUUUCAGCUCUGCAAUGUAUGAAAUUAUGUCCAUUAUUUUAAUGCAUGCACACUUGCUUUGACCAACCACAGAGCAUAACAAUUUCCUCCCUGAUUGUACAGUACAUGGAUUUUAGGUGGGUUUUUUUCAGUGUUCUGCAAGUGAAAUUGCAGUCCUUGAUGUUAUUUGUGUAAUCCAAAUGCUGUGCUGUGACACAGGUUCCUAAAGUUUUUGGAUAUUGUUUUUUGAUAUUGCACUUUAAGAUGUCUUAAUCAGCUGAACAUGUUUUUCUACAUAUUAAAGAUAUUUACUAAUUUGCACUGAUCUGUUGCUUUACUUUCAGUAUAAAUUGUUCAUUCCUUGAUGACAUAAAUAAUGCAACAGGACACAUUUCUUGUACAUCACUGGAAAAACUAUCACGGGGCUGAUACACAGCUGUAUCCAGCUGCUGUACAGUAUUCAGGAAGGUGUGAAUUGAGUAACCUGUAUACUCAUCAGCCAGCUAGAAAAUAAUUUUCUCUGUAAAAUUAUGUACUGUGUAAUGGUACGAAGUGUAAAAGGGUGACUUAUGUCUAUUACAUAUGGAACAGUAUUCUUUGAUUCUUUUCCUGAGGCUUUUUUCCAAAACAGCUUAGUAAUUUACCACCUAUCUGGCUGGGUAAUUUUUACCGGAACAAUUUAGGUUACGCAUGUUGCUCAAGGGUACUACAGCAUGAGGCGAAUUCAGAACUGGAGGGUGCAGCUCUACCUACUAAGCCACCUGCUGCCCCUGUAUUUUAGUAUAGUUUUUCCAAUCCUUUUUAUUUUUGAGUAAUUACAAUAUUUUCAUAAGCGUGCUCAUCUGUGCUAUUACUUUUUGUGUAAGCUGACAUCCCUAAAGUCUGUAUGGUGGACAAGCAGAUCUUCACAUGUUGCACCCAUCACUCAUGAGCUGAGUUAGGAAAGUUCAACUCCACCUUCGGCCUCAGGGGGGCAGCAAAAUGCUCCCCGUUACGCCAUCAGACUGAGUCACAGUCAUGUGACACGUGGGCCUACUGGAGGUGAGUGGACUGUAAAUACCCUCAUGUCUGUGUCUCUGUCUCUGCCUUUAUCUCUUUCCUUCUGUCCCUCCAUUGCCCUCCUUCAUCCUUUCUCUUUUCUUCUGAUUUUGCCGCAGGUUUAACAGCAGCUGGAGCAGGGAUAACAACCCGCUGCAAUACUGGGCCAGAUGUCUCUGGUCCGCAGCCCCCCUGGGUGCCGGCGUCUGGGGGCAGAGGCGGUCCUGAGUGAUAUAAAGGUCAAUCUGCUGGAGUGCAAAGUGUGCUUUGAGACUUUCUGCGGGCAGCAGGGGCAGCGGCGGCCGCGGAUGCUCCCUUGUGGACACGUGCUCUGUGCACAGUGCCUCUCUGUGCUCUCGCAGCCCCUGUUGUCGAGGUUGGAGUGCCCUUUCUGCAGACGCCUGUAUGCCGUAGCCAAUGUGUCAGACUGCCUGCCCCUGUCUGAGCUCUCUGAGCUCUUGCUGCGCGGGACCCCCGGCCCCCUUUGUGGUCGCGGCACCAGCAGCUGCGCCGGGGGCCUAGCGACAGGGUCCUUGCACCUGCGCUUCGCCUUUGGGGGCUGGGGAAAGCUGCUCAAUCCCACAGCGAUCGCCGUAUUCCCGUCCUCAGGGGCACUGACAAUAGUGCACGAUGGUGACAACAGGGUGGUGGUCUUCAGCCCUAAGGGCAAGCGGCUGCACGGGUUUGGGCAGCGAGGAUGCACCCCAGCAGAGAUCUGUCACCCCCUAGGUGUGGCCGUGGCACCUAGCGGCCACGUGGUGGUGACGGACGCAGGUGACUGUGCCGUGAAGGUGUUCACCUCUAGGGGGCGUAGUGUGGUGAUGAUACGGGACUCCUUCCAGCUACCUUGGGGAGUGGUUGUGGAUGAGAGGGGGCACAUACUGGUGACGGACGCCAGAGCGGGCACGCUCUCCGAGAUUGUGGUGGACUUUGCCCGUAGCGUGACGGUCCUGAACCGCGUGGCUCUCGCUGAGCUGCAGUGUCCCCGCGCGGUGGCCUGCUGCCCGGUUACCGGGAAUGUUGUGAUUGUGGAGCACGCAGAGGGCUUGGUAGACAAGCAGAGGGGUUCCAGGUCUGAUCAUCUCAGACUAUUCAGCAAGGAGCUCACCCUCCUCUCUCAGAUUGACAGCUUUGGCCUGAGCCUGGUGUCUCCAGUGCGAUUUUCUGCCUCCGCUGUGGCAUUUGACAGAUGUGGGGAUGUAAUUGUGGCGGACGUGGAACAGGGUGUGAUCUGGAGUUUGGGGAAAUUAAACAAUUCCCCAGUCCUCACUGCACUAAUAAGCCACGGUUUGGUGUUCCCUGUUGGACUUGUGGCCACAGCGCAGAACACGCUGAUUGUCCUAGACAGUGGUGAUCACGCCGUGAAAAUAUACACAGCUAAUUCAGAUGUGACGAGGAACGAGCAAUAAAUCUUUAAAAUCCCGGAGGCUGAGAUUGCUUGCAACUUCAUAAGUUUAUUCACUCAGGUACAGCUCACAGGUCAGACAAGCAUACGCCUUUAGAGAUUAGGGACAGCAUUAGUACGUAACAAUCAAAAACACCCACGUACACCGAGCCAAGCAGUUUUUGCAUAAUUUCUUUUGAGAUAAUUGCAUCAAUAUUCCAAGUCAAUGUGUCAUAUUUGCCAGACUAAGCACAGAGUUCACAGCUGAACGAAGUUUUGAUUCUCUUCACAUAUAUUGUACCUGUGAUAAUUUGAAACUGAUUGCUGUAAUAUUAUAUAAUAAACAAUCCUAAAUCGUCUUUGUGGUGUCUUCCAAACUGAUGCUGGUGUUUAUUACAAAAUAAACUAGUGAAGCCACAAAUGUUCCUUUGGUGUGUCUUGUGUGUGGGGAAACAUAUAAAAUAAUGGUAAUUGCAAUGAAUACAUUGUCUACCAAUUACAUAACUACGUUAUUGUAGUGUGGACAUAUGUACAAAACCAUGCAUGGAAUAAUUGUUUAAACUUAGUGUCUGACUAACCACACACACUUUCUGAACCGCUUGUCCCAUACGGGGUCGCGGGGAACCGGAG
Scleropages formosus (Asian bonytongue) is the source of this 4490-nucleotide messenger RNA. Its product is annotated as E3 ubiquitin-protein ligase NHLRC1-like. Gene Ontology annotation, molecular function: protein binding; ubiquitin protein ligase activity. Bases 2647 to 3885 code for a protein of 412 amino acids. Gene Ontology annotation, biological process: proteasome-mediated ubiquitin-dependent protein catabolic process; protein polyubiquitination. The record is from RefSeq and is a predicted model, not a curated record. Lineage: Eukaryota; Metazoa; Chordata; Actinopteri; Osteoglossiformes; Osteoglossidae. The transcript has 2 exons.